AUUGGGCUGAGUGAUGACAUAUUUAAACGUCCGUUCAAGUUCCUCAGCGGCAAUGAGAAGACGAAAACCCUUCUCUGUGCACUGAGCAUUUUAAAGCCUGACUUCAUUUUGCUGGAUGAACCAACAAAUCACCUGGACAAUAUAGGAAUUGAAUGGUUAGAGUCUUUUUUGAAAAGAUACACGGGCGCUGCUGUAAUUGUUACUCACGAUCGUAGUUUAAUCAAUGCAGUUUCAGACAUCAUUUCGGAACUGUCACCUCACACCAAGAAGUUUGCACAUUUUAAAGGUGGCUACAAGCACUACUUGGAAGAAGAAAGUAAGAGACGACUAAGAUUAAUUGAAGAGAGACGUUUCCAGGACAAGGUAGCUCAAGAAACUGAAGUCUAAGACUGCACAAGCACAAUCUAGAGUUAAGGCACGAAUAGUUAGGUCGGGGUCGGAUAGAGAUAAAUUAAGUUACAAUAAUAAAGAACAAAGGGCACAGAAGGGAAUUACGGGUCUUGUAAAUCAGAUGUCUGAUAAAGUUGAGCAGCUUAAUGAUAAUCUAGUAGAGGUUAUUCCUGAGAGAUUACAGGGUAUCUUUUCGAUUUCGAUGGUCUUUCUGCGUUCAGCUCUCUUUUGGGGAUAACUGUAGUUGAAGUAUCAAAAUCAUACCAAAAGCAAAUAUUCGCCAACGUAUCCUUUACGGUGGCAAAGGGUGAAAGACUGAUUAUCCAGGGACCCAACGGUUCUGGUAAAACCACUUUGAAUCGAAUUCUUAUGGGUCUUACUGAACCGGACCAUGGGUCAGUUUCUAUCAGCGGGAACGCAGUUGUUGGGUAUUUGGACCAGGAGCAAGAGAACCUUCCUUUGGAAAAGUCUCCGUUACAGCUAAUUGAGGAAGAUACCAAAAUCAAUGCCUCGAGGCAGACUGCAAUUCGUAAUUUUUGUGACUUCGGGAUCUAUAAAUGGCACGACUUAAAGACUCCUCUGAAGAACUUGAGUGUCGGGUGUCGCCGUAAAUCACAGCUUUGCCAGAUCAUUAUGCGAAAAUCCUCUAUACUUGUUUUGGAUGAGCCUACUAAUCACAUUGAUUUUCCUAACUUAGAAGUUAUUGAAGAUGCUUUAUUGACAUUUCCAGGUAUUAUUAUUGCAACUACACAUGACCGAUAUUUUACGGAAAAGCUUGCCACCAGAGUCAUAGAUCUGUCAAACUACGGUUCAAAAUAA
Lachancea nothofagi CBS 11611 is the source of this 1209-nucleotide messenger RNA. The record is from the annotation of a GenBank genome assembly. NCBI's taxonomy places the organism in Eukaryota, Fungi, Ascomycota, Saccharomycetes, Saccharomycetales, Saccharomycetaceae.